AUGAUUUCUGAUGCUUUUGAUAACAACUUCUACAAAAUGUGCAAUGCAAAACAGUCUGAACUUCUUAACGAAAACCUAUAUUAUGAGUUUCUUAAAUCCAAUAUUGUGUCUAAUAACUUGACAAACACUAUAUAUGAGCCUGAAACCGAAUUUGUAUUUAACCAACCAAUGAAUAAUGAAGUAUGUGUUAAUAAGAAUGCAAGUCAUGCAAAAGUAAAAGCUGUGCUUGAAAAUCGUUGCAUCUUUGAGCAGUUUGAAAAAAACACAACAGAAAUGGUUGUGACUAAACAAGGAAGACGGAUGUUUCCAUCACCUGAAAUUACUCUGUCAGGAUUAGAUCCGAAUACAUUAUAUUAUGUGGCUAUGGAUUUUACUGCAGCCGACAAUGCAAAAUAUAAAUGGUCUAAAGAAAAUUGGGUAUUGCAAGGGGAAAGAGAUACUCAUUGGUCAUCAAAUAGAUUUGUUCACCCAGAAAGUCCUCUUUUAGGUUCGCAAUGGAUGAAAAAAAUAAUUAACUUUAAGACAAUUAAGCUUACAAAUAGUACAUCAAACUCAUUUGGAAAUAUUGUUUUGAGCUCAAUGCACAAGUAUCAGCCUCGUGUUCACGUUAUACCAGAUUACGAGGUGUAUUUGAAUAAUUCUCAUUCCAUCAGCACCUUCGUUUUUACAGAAUGUCAAUUUAUUGCUGUUACAGCAUAUCAAAAUCCGAAGAUUACAGAUUUAAAAAUUAAAUACAACCCUUUUGCAAAAGGAUUUCGCGAUCAAAGAAAACGAAAAUUCCCAAUACAACAAGUGUCUUCCAUUGAACACUUAUCUAUAUUUAUGUUACCGUACGAAUCUAUUACAAAACAAGCUUCAGUUGACAAAGAAGAGGAAGCUAUUUUUACACAUUUAAUCUUACCUUCAUCGGAGAGACUUGAUUUGUCUGCUGAAAAGUUAAUUGACGAACUCACCAUUCCAGGAUCAACUGCAAGAAAAAAUCUUGAACUUCUUUGCCAGCCUUACUCUAAUUACUGUGGUUUCAAUCACACAGUUGCAAGACCAGAUUUCACAUGCGAUUCCAAUUAUAAUAACUUUAUGUAA
Hydra vulgaris (swiftwater hydra) is the source of this 1083-nucleotide messenger RNA. The record is from RefSeq and is a predicted model, not a curated record. NCBI's taxonomy places the organism in Eukaryota, Metazoa, Cnidaria, Hydrozoa, Anthoathecata, Hydridae.